Molecule: messenger RNA, 1422 nt
Organism: Capsicum annuum
Lineage: Eukaryota; Viridiplantae; Streptophyta; Magnoliopsida; Solanales; Solanaceae
Product: putative pentatricopeptide repeat-containing protein At2g01510
Exons: 1
Coding region: 2-850 (282 amino acids)
Biological process (GO): RNA modification
Molecular function (GO): zinc ion binding; protein binding; RNA binding
Source: RefSeq, a predicted model, not a curated record
UAUGAUUGAAUCAGGUCUCUAUCCUGAUUCUGUUAGUUUCCUCAGUGUUCUAACUGCCUGCAGCCACCAUGGGCUUGUUGAAAAGGCACUAGGCUAUUUUAAUUCCAUGAAUCAAGUAUAUAAUCUUGAUCCAAGGAAAGAACAUUAUGUAACAAUGAUUGAUGUGUUAUGUAGAAGUGGACGAUUCAAUGAAGCAGAGAAUCUGAUUUCCGAAAUGCCAUUUGAACCGGAUGAGAUCAUGUGGUCCUCAGUUUUAAACUCAUGCAGAAUUCAUAAGAAUCAAGACCUUGCCAAAAAGGCUGCCGACCAACUUUUCAAGAUGGAUGCUCUUAGAGAUGCCGCUGCUUAUGUCAACAUGUCUAACAUCUAUGCUGAAGCAGGCAAGUGGGAAAAUGUGGCAAAAGUCAAGAAGGCUAUGAGGGAACGCGGAGUUAAAAAGGUCACUGCCUAUAGCUGGGUUGAAAUAGAUCACAAAGUUCAUGUGUUCACUGCAAAUGAUAGAACCCAUCCACAAACUGAGCAGAUUAGAAGAAAAAUUGAUUCAUUGGUUGAGCUAAUGGACAAGGAAGGUUACAAGCCUGAUACAAGUUGUACCCUUCAAAAUGUGAAUGAGGAAACGAAAAUAGAAUCACUCAAAUAUCACAGUGAGAGGUUGGCCAUUGCCUUUGCAUUGAUUAAUACUCCAGAAGGAUCACCUAUUAUCAUUAUGAAAAACUUGCGAGCUUGCGUAGAUUGUCAUGCUGCAAUUAAAGUUAUCUCAAAAAUUUUUGGAAGGGAGAUCACGGUGCGAGAUUCAAGUAGGUUCCAUCAUUUUAGAGAUGGAUUAUGUUCAUGUGAGGAUUACUGGUGAGAUAUGGAUGGAUGAUUCUCAGAUCAUUUCAUUUGCUUUGUUGUGCUUCCUCUUCUCUAUAAUUGGAAUUCAUAAAAUCCGGAGAUUUUGGCAAUUUAUCCUUGAGGUGAUUAUGAUAAUUGGAAUUUUCUGUAAGGGAUGACUCAGCCCAAUUGCAGUUCUUGGAUCCAAAACUUGUGGCUGUGAACUACUCCAAUUAUUUUCUCUAUAUGUUGCGCGUUUGGAACUUUUCAAAAUGAAGUCACAUGGAGAACCAAGUUCUGCUUUCUCCUGAAGAACACUCCAUCUUUCUGCAAGAGCUCACUGGUUUUCUCCCUUAACUACGAAUUACUAAUGCUUCAUCAAUAAGAACAGUAUUUUCUGUUUGGAGAGGGAGGGGUUCUGGUUUCUCUUCUUGGAAAUGCAAACAUGACUUUGCAGAGUGUACAUCAGUCUCAUCUUCAAGAGAGAGCUGGUUGGAAGAGCCUGAUUCUAAAAAUGAGACUGGAGCUGACAAGUGUUCAUAGUGGUGUAUUUCUAGCGCUUUGUGCUCAUCAAAGACCCAGAAGAGGUGGUCAGUAGACACCUUACGC